Molecule: messenger RNA, 294 nt
Organism: Saccharomycodes ludwigii
Lineage: Eukaryota; Fungi; Ascomycota; Saccharomycetes; Saccharomycodales; Saccharomycodaceae
Gene: MIC12
Product: Mic12p
Exons: 1
Coding region: 1-294 (97 amino acids)
Biological process (GO): cristae formation
Cellular component (GO): MICOS complex; mitochondrial crista junction
Source: RefSeq, a predicted model, not a curated record
AUGAGUAAGAUUGUCAAAUUAGUAUCAAUCACUACUAUUGCUAGUGCUGGUCUAGCUUACUUCUACAAGGAUAAUGGAUAUUACUUUAAUAAAAGUGAAUAUAAGAGUAUGAGUCAAAGUAUUUCCAAUAUAAUAGAUAGAAAAACUAAUGAAUUACCAACAAAAUCUAUGGGUAAUACUACUAUGUUACCAUAUAAUGAAGAGUAUCAAGUUAGAUAUCCUACUGAAACUGUAAAAGAUAUUUGGAAUAAGUCUGUAAGACAAGGGGUUCAUUGGUUAUAUACCAUUUUUUAA